AGAGCAUCCCUUGGAGAGUCUGUGGAUGUGAAUUUGGUCAUGCACAGGUUAAGGCAGUGAAAGCAUUUUGCAUUCCUUGUUAUUGGCUCUGCAUCAUCUUGUCAAGCAGAACUGACUUCAGCAAUGGCUGCAUAAAUGGUGCCUAUGUGGCACAGGUCCUAAAAAAGGCUGAGGGCAAACCUCUUCCUCCACCCCUGGUGCCCCAAUCACCACCUCCCCGGACUGUCGUUUGCACUAACCAUUGUCUUUUUUUUGGCCUUUAAAAAUGUAAAUUCUCUUGAAAGUGUUCAUAUAUUAGGUAUUCAAUAUUUUCAACAUUUUUACCUCUUUUUUUGUCAAUAUGAUGAUAUAAGCAUUAUAGGGCUGUUCAGUGUUUUGAUUUAGAAAGAACUAAGGGGUCUAGGGAUGAGGAAACUGUUGAAGAAGAGGGCAGAAGAGGCACAGGCGUGCGCAAGAAACUGUUUCCAUCGCACAGUCUGGCAUGAACCUGUCUUAAUAAUCGUGGUAGCAAGGAUUCUUGGCGAUGGUGGAUCUGCCUCAGACGCAUCAAUUCUGGCUGCUUAAAACUUACUGUUCAAGGAUUGUAAACAUGGCUAAUACCCAGGACUGGUGGAGAUCGGGAUUUGUUCCUGCCUGUAACUGAAACGUGGAGUAAUGGGGAUGGGCUCUCUUCCAGCGAGAGGACCAUGGGCACCAGGAAACGUCUUGAUCCGGUGACCUCACUUCUAGGAAUCUAUCCUCAGGAAAGAAUUAAAGGCACACACAAAGACUUAUCUAUCAGGACUCACAUAGUGUUUGCUAUUUAUCCAGGUAAAAAACCAGAAAUCCCCUAAAUUUCCGUCAACAGACAGAUGGUCAGGCUUAAUUUGAUGAUCCAAGUAAUGGAAUAUGAUGGCUGAUAUUAAAAUCACGUUGUAGAAGAAUAGCUAAUAUUUGAUAAGCUGUGAAAUGCUAAUGAGAUAGCUGAGCUGAACGAUUAGAGGACAAAGCAAUUUGCAUAUGUGAAUAUGUAUAUGUGUGAAUGUGUGUCUUUGCACUCAUAUGUAUGAAUCUGACCUAAAAAUAUUCAUUUAUAUGUAGGAAAAAAACAUUGAAAGGAAAUUCUCUAAAUGUUAACAUUGGAUAUCUCUGAAUUAUAGAAUUAUGUACAGGUGCAGUUGUUUUAUGUGUUAUCUUCUGUAAUUUCCUUUAAAAUAAGUAUAAAUGUAUAGAUACAUACGGAUUUUGUAAAUGUAUAUACAGAGUUUGUUGAGACAUGGGGGAAAUCAGACAACGCGGAAAUUAGUAAAACUAGACAGUGCCCAGUCUUAGAGUGAAGUCAGAAAAACGUCAAUGCAAUUUAUCUUUUCGGAAGAGGAAAAGUCAGGAAUAAUAUAGAUCGCAUCAAUAUUUUCUGCCUUAUUGAAGUCAAAAGGAGAAAAAAUUGGGCUUUCAGCUUUGUGGACUGCCAUUUUUAUUUUCAGCCUCUGGAAAAUGUUUUUGGGCAAUCCUGAAUCUUCUCUACAUGUGAUCUGUGAGCUCUCUGGGUCACAGGCCAGGGAUUCUAUCAAGCAACAGGGCCCCAGGGCCUCCGUGGUGCUUCCCCUAUUUGCAGAGAGGAAUGGAUUUGGAACAUUGAAAAUGGUAUCUGGAUGGUGGUCUCACUCUCCUUUGCCCCAGAUGUCCAGCUCCAGGUCUAAAGAUUCCUGCUUUACAGAAAACACUCCUUUGCUGAGGAAUUCCUUACAAGAGAAAGGGUCACGGUGCAUACCUGUUUACCAUCCAGAGUUCAUCACUGCUGACGAAUCUUGGGAAGACGGCUCUGCUGAUUGGGAGCGAAGGUACCUGCUGAGCAGGGAGGUGUCUGGUCUGUCUGCCUCUGCCUCCUCGGAGAAGGGGGACCUUCUGGACAGCCCGCACGUCCGGCUCCGUCUUUCCAAGCUGAGGCGCUGUGUGCAGUGGCUGAAAGUCACGGGCCUGUUUGUCUUUGUGGUGCUGUGCUCUAUUUUGUUCAGCCUGUAUCCGGAUCAAGGAAAGCUCUGGCAGCUGUUGGCCUUGUCGCCGCUGGAGAACUACUCCGUGAACCUCAGCAGCCACGGGGACUCCACGCUGCUGCAGGUGGACCUGGCCGGGGCCCUCGUGGCCAGCGGGCCCAGUCGUUCUGGGAGGGAAGAGCGCCUCCUGGUGGAGCUGACCCAGGCCGACACUUCGGGCUCCAGGUGGCGGCGGCCACAGCAGGUCACUCACAACUGGACGGUGUAUUUAAAUCCGAGGAAAAGCGAGCGCUCCGUGAUGAGCAGGACCUUUGAGGUACUGGGCAGAGAGACGGUGUCCAUCAGCAUCCGGGCCUCCCUCCAGCAGACCCAGGCUGUCCCUCUUUUGAUGGCUUAUCAGUACCUCCACGCGAGUGUAGAAGCCCAAGUGACCAUCGCCACGGCCAUCCUCGCGGGCGUCUACGCGUUGAUCAUAUUCGAGAUCGUGCACAGAACGCUGGCGGCCAUGCUGGGUUCCCUGGCGGCGCUGGCAGCGCUGGCUGUGAUUGGCGACAGACCCAGCCUGACCCAUGUGGUGGAGUGGAUUGAUUUUGAGACGCUGGCCCUGCUGUUGGCAUGCAAAUGUGUAAACGCCACACGGUCUGCACACGCCUGUCUGCUCGGCAUGUCCAUUGUGUGCGAAGCCCCAUGUCCAACGUCAGCUCUCAGUGGCCUUUUGGAUGAUCUUAGUAGCCAUAUUUCAGAAACGGGAUUUUUCGAUUACUGUGCUGUAAAGGCAUACCGGCUCUCCCGGGGACGGGUGUGGGCCAUGAUCAUCAUGCUGUGUCUCAUCGCGGCCGUCCUCUCUGCCUUCUUGGACACGUCACCACCAUGCUCCUCUUCACGGCCUGUGACCAUAAGGUUGUGUGAGGUGCUCAACCUCGAUCCCAGACAAGUCCUGAUCGCAGAAGUGAUCUUCACAAACAUUGGAGGAGCUGCCACUGCCAUCGGGGACCCUCCAAAUGUCAUUAUUGUUUCCAACCAGGAGCUGAGGAAGAUGGGCCUGGACUUUGCCGGAUUCACUGCACACAUGUUCCUUGGGAUUUGCCUUGUUCUCCUGGUCUCCUUUCCACUCCUCAGACUCCUUUACUGGAACAGAAAGCUUUAUAACAAGGAGCCCAGUGAGAUUGUUGAACUGAAGCACGAGAUUCACGUCUGGCGCCUGACCGCUCAGCGCAUCAGCCCGGCCAGCCGCGAGGAGACUGCCGUGCGCCGCCUGCUGCUGGGGAAGGUGUUGGCCCUGGAGCACCUGCUCGCCCGGAGGCUGCACACCUUCCACAGACAGAUCUCACAGGAGGACAAAAAUUGGGAGACCAAUAUCCAGGAACUCCAGAAAAAGCAUAGGAUAUCCGACGGGAUCCUGCUCGCCAAAUGCCUGACCGUGUUGGGAUUUGUUAUCUUCGUGUUUUUCCUCAAUUCGUUUGUCCCUGGCAUUCAUCUUGAUCUUGGAUGGAUUGCUAUUCUGGGUGCCAUCUGGUUGCUAAUUUUAGCUGAUAUUCAUGAUUUUGAGAUAAUUCUACACAGAGUGGAAUGGGCAACGCUUCUGUUCUUUGCGGCGCUCUUUGUUCUGAUGGAGGCGUUGGCACAUCUCCACUUAAUAGAAUAUGUUGGAGAACAAACUGCUUUGCUAAUAAAGAUGGUUCCAGAGGAGCAGCGCCUCACGGCCGCCAUCGUCCUGGUGGUGUGGGUCUCAGCCCUGGCGUCGUCCCUGAUUGACAACAUCCCAUUCACCGCUACCAUGAUUCCCGUGCUCCUGAACCUGAGCCGCGACCCUGAGGUCGGCCUGCCCGCGCCGCCGCUCAUGUAUGCCCUGGCCUUCGGUGCCUGCCUGGGAGGUAACGGGACACUGAUUGGCGCGUCGGCAAACGUGGUGUGUGCAGGAAUUGCAGAGCAGCAUGGAUAUGGGUUCUCCUUCAUGGAAUUUUUCAGGUUGGGCUUCCCAAUGAUGAUUGUGUCCUGCAUCGUUGGGAUGUGUUAUCUUCUUGUGGCUCAUGUGGUGGUGGGAUGGAAUUAAUAGACAUCCAUCUGUCACUCGAAAACUAAAGGAAACUUCAUCCAUCACAACCCAUCAGUCAUAAAACUAUCCUGACACCACUGUUUGGAGAAGAAAAGGUGCUUACCCUGGAGAUGCUAUGGAGACACAGUGGAAUAGACCUUGACACUAACACUAAUUCCAGUGAAUGCUGAAACACCGUGGCCUCCUCUCUGUGUCCUUUCUCCCCAAGGACAAAAUGUAGAAAACGCGAGAUAACUUACUCGAGAUUCUCCUCCAGAAAAAUACGUAUGUUUCAAAACCCUUCCUGCUAUACAUAGGAAAAGACACACAUGCACCCAAAAUUGCUUGUGCUGUUUAAUUGUCAAUUCUCUUGAGGCUAAACACAGUUUGUUUUUUCUUGUAAUCACUUUUCAUGUUAAAAUAACCAGCACUCAAAUUGUAUGCUCUCUGAAUAUAGACUUUCUGGGAAAAGGUUUACUGCUUAUAAGGAAACAUUUUAUAUAUUAAACUGUUCCUUGAUAAAAGGCUUUGGAGUAGUUUACAUUAUGUAAAAUUGCAUUUUAUCCAUUUAUGUUUUUCUCUGCAGUUUUAAAGUUAUCAAUUAAAAGUCCAGAAAUUUGACUUGCCGAAGAUCAUAGAUAUCUUUUAAGGGAUAUUUUACACAUUUAACAGCCAAGAGUAAUGAUUUUCCAUUUUGCAAGUGGUGCAUGCUAUUUUCAUCAAUUAUGCAGGUGUACAGUGGAUACGCUCAGCCCUGCUCUCCCUGCAGAACACUGUGGCUCAGUCAGUGUUUAUUAAAUGCAGUUCUUUUGUGCAGCAUUCCUGAAAGGCAAAGGUAAUGAGAACAAAGAUCAAGGGGGAGCCCUGUGCUUCCUCCGAGGUGUCCUCUGCUCUGCCUCAUCAGUAUCAUGGUUAUGCCCCAGAGGAAGAAGCCCUUCUUCAGUUUCCGAUCUUCUGUGCAUACCUUGGAAUAAAAAUGUCUGGGGACACUGCUCCGAA
Molecule: messenger RNA, 5007 nt
Organism: Macaca mulatta (Rhesus monkey)
Lineage: Eukaryota; Metazoa; Chordata; Mammalia; Primates; Cercopithecidae
Source: RefSeq, a predicted model, not a curated record